Erythranthe guttata (spotted monkey flower) is the source of this 777-nucleotide messenger RNA. RefSeq lists its product as uncharacterized. The record is from RefSeq and is a predicted model, not a curated record. Lineage: Eukaryota; Viridiplantae; Streptophyta; Magnoliopsida; Lamiales; Phrymaceae.
CCUGUUUUACCCUUUCGAGAAUCUUCAGUUGCGUUUUCCGUUAGCUUUUCAGUUGGAGAAUUAAACGCUCAUCAAUUUCUCGGCAAUCGGCGAAUAUUAGAGCGUGAAUUCCACGCCAACUUAAUGCGCGUUUUUUUUUCCGAGAGGUAACGAUUAAAACAGAUUUGAAUGGGGAACUGCCAGGCGGCGGAGGCGGCGACGGUGGUGAUCCAGCACCCCAGCGGCGGCAAGGUGGAGAGGAUUUACUGGUCGGUGAGCGCCAACGAGGUCAUGAAUUCCAACCCCGGACACUACGUGGCACUGGUGAUCGCCUCGCCGGCGUCGGCGAGGAGGAGGAAGGAGAACGGCGCGGCGGCGGUGAAGCAGCAGCUCAAGCUUCUCCGGCCAGACGACACUCUUGUAUUGGGACAGGUUUAUCGGCUCAUCAGCUUUGAAGAUGUGCUGAAGGAGUUUGCUGCAAAAAAAUGCGUGAAAUUAGGAAAGUUGUUGAAGGAGAGAAAUCAGGCUGGCCGUCGAUUCUCUUCUGCUAAGGCGGAGCAUGGUGAGGAGCAGCAAAGCCUUGGAAGUGGCGGCGAUGGUGGUGGAAGUAGCGGCAUUGCGAGGCAUCAAGGCGGCGGAGGCCAGUGGAGACCAGCGUUGCAGAGUAUUUCAGAGAUCGAAACUUGAAUAUAUAAUGUAGCGUUCUUCGUACGUCGUUUAUUGUAUAAGUACGCAGUCCAUUUUCAUCGUGUAAUUUCUCCGAUGUAUAAUAAAAUCAGGUAUACGCUUUUUUUUUCA